Oryctolagus cuniculus (rabbit) is the source of this 8299-nucleotide messenger RNA. NCBI's taxonomy places the organism in Eukaryota, Metazoa, Chordata, Mammalia, Lagomorpha, Leporidae. The record is from RefSeq and is a predicted model, not a curated record.
UUCCUUUGCCGUUGGUUCACCCUCCAAUGGCCGCCGCUGCAGCCGGCGCACCGCGCUGAUCCUGGCAGGAGCCAGGAGCCAGGUGCUUUUCCUGGUCUCCCAUGGGGUGCAGGGCCCAAGCACCUGGGCCAUCCUCCACUGCACUCCCUGGCCAUAGCAGAGAGCUGGCCUGGAAGAGGGGCGACCGGGACAGAAUCCGGCGCCCCAACCGGGACUAGAACCCGGUGUGCCGGCGCCGCAAGGUGGAGGAUUAGCCUAUUGAGCCACGGCGCCGGCUUUUCCUUACUUCUGACCUAACCACUAAGUUGCUUGUGGCCAGGGUAUGUGUUAUUUUCUUUCAAAACAAUCAUAGGAAAAGACAUUAGACUCCUGGAUUAGUUAGGGAACUGUGGUUACAGGUAAAAGAGAUCAGGUUAUCUAAAAAAGAGAAUUUAUUGAAAGUCCCCUGGGCUGUCUGUAAGGAGUCUAGGCUGCAUCAGACCAGGGACGCUGUGGCCUUGGAAGCACUUUCUCUCUCUUUGUUGUCCUCUCUCUGCCUCCCUGUCUUGUCUUGUCUUGUCUUGUCUUGUCUUACUGUCUUUCUUAGAUUUAUUUAUUUAUUUAAAAGGCAGCCUUACAGAGAGAGGAGGAGAGGCAGAGACACAGAGAGAUCUCUCAUCUCAUUCCCUAAAUGGCCACGAUGGCCAGGGCUGGGUCAGGCUGAAUGUAGGAGCCAGGAGCUUCAUCUGGGUCUCCCACGUGGGCCCAGGGGUCUGAGAACUGGGGCCAUGUUGCUGCUUUCCUAUGUUGGCAGGGAACUGGGUCAGAAGUGGAGCAGCUUGGACUUGAACUGAUGCCCAUAUGCGGGCCUUUCAGUGGUGGCUUUGCUUGCUAUGCCACAAUGCUGGCCCCUCAGCCGUCCUCCCUUGUGUUCUGAGUCAUUCUUUUCUGUCACAAUCCAGCAUCCUCUACUCUGCUGUAGGUGGCACAACCUGGCCGCAGCGCCUCUCGCCAGCUGCCCCGCUUCGUGUCUUUUGUGCUGUGUGUAACCCAGGUAUUGAGAGAGAUUACUUAUUUUCUCUGUGUCCCAGAGUUCCCAGGGAAAGAAGUGAUUUGUAAAGCUCCAGGGCCUUCAAGCCGAUUAAUCUGAUGGUUCCUGAAGUUGUUGGAAAGCAGUCGCCCCGUGUGCCAGCUGAAGAGUGUGUGUCUGUGUACGCUUAAGACCUUCUAUUCAAACGCAUUUACUCGAGAAGACAGUCUCAUUCCUGUGCACACUUGGGAGUUUUACAACUUAGAAAAAUUAAUUUAAGAAUCAGAUGGAGCAACUUGACACCACUGGGCUCAGGAGCCCUGGGAGAAAAAUACAUCACUAAUGGCCAGUUUUCCUUAUGGUCUUCACGGGUAAAGAAAGUUUGCGAAGAGAAGAAAGAAAGAGAAAAAAAAAAACCUGGUACAGAUUAAGCCUCAAAAAUACCUCUCCGGUUUAAAGACGUAACUCAGUGAGAAGGUGACUUGGGAGAAGUGUGACUGCAAACAUUGCGUGUGGGAUCAUGCAGUGUUUUCUGCACUUUAUUUUUCUGUAGGUUUGGUAAUUCAGAUGUACCUUUGGGAUUCUGGACUGGUUGUGGCUGGAGGAGAGCAAGUUCAGGUGUGAUAGAUAGGACAAGUCUGAACAGUGAACUGAUCGCUUUGCUUUUUUUAGUUAACACUAUUUGAGGAAUUUUAAUUUAUUAUUUCCCUUUUCCUUUUUUAAUUCUGUAGGAUAAUAUCUUAAAAGAGCAAUUGAAACCUGUAAUUACAAAAUAAAUAUCCAGGCAGAUCCAAGCAAAGCUUCCUUCUCCUUAGACUGCAGUGUGGCAUUGGCAGCAGUCUCCGAGUGUGAAGGGGAAAGUGCCCAUCAGCAGAGCAUGGUGACUGGGGAGCUGUGCUGGCACUCUGACGCUGGCCUGCCUGUGUGACUUAAGGAAUUGCCUUCCCCUGUGAGUCCAGAAAGGCUUGCAUAUAAGAGGAAGAUUACUUGAUGCACUUAAUUCUGAGAUAAGUUUUUUUCAGCAAAAUGGAAAAGUACAUGAUCAUUAGGAGCAGCCAAGGGGAGUAGUCACUGGGGGAGCACACGAGGAGUCUGGGGAAGAGGCAGGAUCUGCAGCAUAGCUCUGCCUGUCAGCAGGUGCACACAGGGCUCACACGGUGGACUUGGGGCCACUGACAGCGUUCAAGCCUUCUGCUUCGGCCAGCGAAGGGGCUUUCCCAUCCUCCAUGGCACCAAGGGGUGCACUGGGCGGCAGAGUUGUCCGAGGGAGCUCUGUGUCCUUGGGGUACAGGGCCGGGAAGUUUGUGGUUUUGAACAGUGAAGAAAGAAUGUUUUUUUCUUCCUAAACUUGGACUGCUGUCUGCACAAAUUCUGGUCUGUUUUGCACGGUUUGUGUGCCUUUUUUUCCCUUUAUGCAAUCUUUUUCAGCUUUAGCAGCAGACAUUUGUCAAGUUGAGAAAACAUGCCAGAGGAUGGCUGCGGAAGGAAGGUGAUCCUGUGUGGUCUGUCUCUGCGCCCGAACUUUGGGGACGAAAAUUCCAGCUGGAGAGAUUCUUAAAGCCUUAAGUUACUUGAAAUCUAUGUAUUUGCAACCCUUUGUCUCUGGAAUCACAUUACACUAAACUGGAAUCUCAGGCUGAAUGAGAAUAACCGAGUGGAGUAAGAAGAAGAAAACGGUUCCUUGGUCACCACUUACUGAAGAUGCUCUUUCUCUAAAGGGCCAGCGUGUUCUUCCUCUAAGGACUUGAACCUGAAAAUGGACACAUGUUUUUUUAAGCAUUACCUUUUCUUAGCAGACUGCCAUCAUCUUUUAUAGAGGAAAUUUUUCACUAUGCAUUUGGUGGAUCUUUAUAAAUUCCUGACCUUCUAAUUAGAUCUCAGUCAGUCUUAAUUUAAAGGGGGAAAAAAGCAACGGAAGCCAACCACAGAAAUAAAAUAAAUAAGCCAAUGAAAGAAAUUGGUUUGAAUUUUCCAGCAUUAAACAUUAUUUUUUAAAUAAAAGAGUUCGUUGCAGAAAAGUAUGUAUGCAGCGGUGGAGCACGGGCCUGUGCUGUGCAGUGACUCCAACAUCCUGUGCCUGUCCUGGAAGGGGCGUGUCCCCAAGAGCGAGAAGGAGAAGCCGGUGUGCAGGAGGCGCUACUAUGAGGAAGGCUGGCUGGCCACAGGCAACGGGCGGGGCGUGGUCGGCGUGACUUUCACCUCCAGCCACUGCCGCAGGGACAGGAGUACGCCACAGAGGAUAAACUUCAACCUGCGGGGCCACAAUAGCGAGGUUGUGCUGGUGAGGUGGAAUGAGCCGUACCAGAAACUGGCCACGUGUGAUGCAGACGGAGGGAUCUUCGUGUGGAUUCAGUACGAAGGCAGGUGGUCCGUGGAGCUGGUCAACGACCGCGGCGCUCAGGUGAGUGACUUCACGUGGAGCCACGAUGGGACUCAAGCACUUAUAUCGUAUCGCGAUGGGUUUGUCCUGGUCGGUUCUGUCAGUGGACAAAGACACUGGUCAUCUGAGAUCAACUUGGAAAGUCAGAUCACGUGUGGCAUUUGGACUCCUGAUGACCAACAGGUGCUGUUUGGCACGGCCGACGGGCAAGUGAUUGUCAUGGACUGCCACGGCAGGAUGCUGGCCCACGUCCUCCUGCACGAGUCAGAUGGCAUACUCAGCAUGUCCUGGAACUACCCCAUCUUCCUGGUGGAAGACAGCAGCGAGAGUGACACGGACUCAGACGACUACUCGCCGCCCCAAGACGGCCCCGCAGCGCACCCCAUCCCAGUGCAGAACAUGAAGCCUCUGCUCACCGUCAGCUUCAGCUCGGGAGACAUCAGCCUGAUGAACAGCUACGACGACUUGUCUCCCACUGUCAUCCGCUCAGGGCUGAAAGAGGUGGUGGCCCAGUGGUGCACGCAGGGAGACCUGCUGGCAGUUGCUGGGAUGGAGCGGCAGACCCAGCUGGGUGAGCUCCCCAAUGGGCCCCUUCUGAAGAGUGCCAUGGUCAAGUUCUACAAUGUCCGCGGGGAACACAUCUUCACACUGGACACACUCGUGCAGCGCCCCAUCAUUUCCAUCUGCUGGGGCCACCGAGACUCCCGACUGCUGAUGGCUUCAGGCCCAGCCCUGUAUGUGGUUCGUGUGGAGCAUCGGGUGUCCAGCCUGCAGCUGCUGUGCCAGCAGGCCAUCGCCAGUGCCCUCCGAGAGGACAAGGACGCCAGCAAGCUGACCCUGCCCCCUCGCCUCUGCUCCUACCUCUCCACUGCCUUCAUCCCUACUAUCAAGCCCCCAAUUCCUGACCCCAGCAACAUGCGAGACUUUGUCAGCUACCCCUCAGCCGGCAACGAGCGGCUGCACUGCACCAUGAAGCGCACAGAGGACGACCCGGAAGUGGGCGGCCCCUGCUACACGCUCUACCUGGAGUACCUGGGCGGGCUCGUGCCCAUCCUCAAGGGGCGCCGCGUCAGCAAGCUGCGGCCGGAGUUCGUUAUCAUGGACCCGCGGACGGACACGAAGUCAGGAAAAGGAAAGCAUGGUUUCAGAGAGAGGGAGAAGGAAAGAGCCAUCACAGAUGAAAUCUACGGGAACAGCCUGGUUUCCACCAUGAUUGACAGCUGCAACUGCUCAGACUCCAGUGACAUCGAACUGAGUGACGACUGGGCUGCCAAGAAGUCACCCAAGAUCUCCAGGGCCAGCAAGUCGCCCAAGCUCCCGAGGAUCAGCAUUGAGGCCCGGAAGUCUCCCAAGCUGCCCCGGGCUGCUCAGGAGAUCUCACGGUCUCCGCGGCUGCCCAUGCGCAAGCCCUCCAUCGGCUCACCCAGCCUGACGCGGAGAGAGUUUCCUUUUGAAGACAUCACUCAGCACAACUACCUUGCUCAGGUCACGUCCAAUAUCUGGGGAACCAAAUUUAAGAUUGUGGGCUUGGCUGCUUUCCUGCCAACCAACCUCGGUGCAGUAAUCUAUAAAACCAGCCUGCUGCAUCUCCAGCCACGGCAGAUGACAAUUUAUCUCCCAGAAGUUCGGAAGAUUUCCAUGGACUAUAUUAAUUUACCUGUCUUCAACCCAAAUGUUUUCAGUGAAGAUGAAGAUGAUUUGCCAGUGACGGGAGCUUCUGGUGUCCCCGAGAGCAACCCACCUUGUACCGUGAACAUCCCCAUAGCACCGAUCCACAGCUCAGCUCAAGCUAUGUCCCCCACCCAGAGCAUAGGGCUGGUGCAGUCCCUGCUGGCCAAUCAGAAUGUACAGCUGGAUGUCCUGACCAACCAGACAACGGCUAUGGGAGCAGCAGAGCAUGCAGGUGACAGUGUCAGCCAGUAUCCAGUCUCCAACCGGUACUCCAACCCUGGACAGGUGAUUUUUGGAGGUGUGGAAAUGGGCCGUAUCCUGCAGAACCCCCCUCAGUUGUCCCUGCCGCCGCCACCGCCGGGGGCCAUGCAGUUGUCUAUGGUGGACCACGGAGGGCGAGACCAGGAGCACCUGCAGAAGCCAGCCAAGGCCCUGCGGCCGGUGCCUCCGCUGGCAGCUGAGGGGGAUGCAGUGGUCUUCAGUGCCCCCCAGGAGGUCCAGGUGGCAAAGAUGAACCCUCCACCCCCCUACCCAGGAACCAUCCCCGCUGCUCCAACCACGGCGGCACCCCCGCCCCCUCUGCCACCACCACAGCCUCCGGUGGACAUGUGCUUGAAGAAGGGCGACUUCUCCCUGUACCCCACGUCCGCACACUACCAGACCCCACUGGGCUACGAGAGGAUCACCACCUUCGACAGCAGCGGCAACGUGGAGGAGGUGUGUCGGCCUCGCACACGGGUGCUCUGCUCCCAGAACACCUACACCCUCCCUGGCCCGGGCAGCUCAGCCACCUUGAGGCUCACGGCCACUGAGAAGAAGGUCCCCCAACCAUGCACCAGUGCCACCCUGAACCGCUUGACCAUCCCUCGCUACUCUAUCCCCACGGGGGACCCACCUCCAUAUCCUGAAAUUGCCAGCCAGCUGGCCCAGGGGCGGAGCACUGCCCAGAGACUGGACAGCAGCCUCAUCCAUGCCACCCUGCGGAGGAACAACCGCGAGGCCACACUCAAGAUGGCCCAGUUGGCCGACAGCCCUCGAGCCCCCCUGCAGCCGCCACCGGCCAAGCCCAAGGGCGGCCCUGCUGGGACAGCAGCCCAGCUCCCCACACGGCCCCCGCCUGGCCUGUACACCUGCAGCCAGUGCAGUGGCGCGGGGCCCAGCUCUCAGCCAGGCGCCAUCCUGGCCCAUGCUGUGAGUGCCUCCCCGCUGGCCUCCCAGUCCUCCUACAGUCUGCUGAGCCCGCCCGGCAGUGGCCGCGACCGCACGGACUAUGUGAACUCGGCUUUCACGGAGGAUGAGGCCCUGCCCCAGCACUGUCAGCUCGAGAAGCCCUUGAGGCAUCCCCCGCUGCCCGAAGCUGCGGUCGCCGUGAAACGGCCGCCCCCCUACCAGUGGGGCCCUGUGCUGGGCGAGGACGUGUGGGUUCCUCAGGACAGGACAGCACAGGCUGCAGGGCCCAACCCCUUAAAACUGCCCCCUCCGAUGCUAGGUCAGGGCCAGCACCUGGACGUAGCCCGAGUGCCCUUCAUCGCCCCCAAGUCUCCCGCCAGCCCUACUGCCACUUUCCAGACAGGCUAUGGGAUGGGAGUGCCGUACGCAGGAAGCUACAACAGCCCCCCUCUGCCCGGCGUGCCGGCUCCCUGCUCCCCCAAAGACGCCCUGUCGCCUGCGCAGUUUGCACAGCCGGAGUCCGCUGCUGUUCCCGAGCCCGCACACCCGCCCGGCCUCUCCUACUGCACCUUGCCCCCCACGUACCCAGGAAGCAGCACGUGCUCCGGUUUACAGCUGCCAGCUCUCGCCUUGCACCCCUGGAGCUCCUACGGCACCUGUCCCCCCAUGCAGACCCCCCAGGGUGCUCUUCCCCCCAAGCCCCACCUCGUGGUGGAGAAGCCCCUCGUGUCCCCGCCACCCACCGACCUCCAGAGCCACAUGGGCACCGAGGUGAUGGUAGAGACUGCAGACAACUUCCAAGAAGUUCUCUCCCUGACAGAAAGCCCGGUCCCCCAGCGGACAGAGAAAUUCGGGAAGAAGAACCGGAAGCGCCUGGACAGCCGAGCAGAGGAAGGAAACGUUCAGGCCAUCACGGAGGGCAAAGUGAAGAAGGAGGCGAGGGCUCUGAGCGACUUCAACUCUCUCAUCUCCAGCCCCCGCCUGGGGAGAGAGAAGAAGAAAGUCAAGAGUCAGAAGGACCAGCUGAAGUCCAAGAAGCUGAACAAGACGAACGAGUUCCAGGACAGCUCGGAGAGCGAGCCCGAGCUCUUCAUCAGUGGGGACGAGCUCAUGAACCAGGGCCAGGCCGGCAAGAAGGGCUGGAAGAGCAAGCGGAGCCUGCGCACGGCCAGCGAGCUGGAGGAGUUCAAGUGCCGGAAGGCCAGCGAGAAGGAGGACGGGCGGCUGGGCAGCCAGGGCUUUGUCUACGUCAUGGCCAACAAGCAGCCUCUGUGGAACGAGGCCACCCAGGUCUACCAGCUGGACUUCGGAGGGCGGGUGACCCAGGAGUCGGCAAAGAACUUCCAGAUCGAGUUGGAGGGGCGGCAGGUGAUGCAGUUCGGCAGGAUUGACGGCAACGCCUACAUCCUGGACUUCCAGUACCCCUUCUCGGCCGUGCAGGCCUUCGCCGUGGCCCUGGCCAACGUGACUCAGCGGCUCAAGUGAGGAGACUGGCGUGGGGCAGAGAGAGGCGCGCAGGGGCCCUUGAAGAGGAGCCUGCAGCGGCCAGGUGCUCAGGGGCACCGGAAGAGCACGGCGCAACUGGAAACGCCUCUCCGCCCGCCCGAGAGGGCCUGCCCACGGUCGCCGUCCUUUCUUUGGCUUUGAUUCUCCUGUAUUAUCUUCCUUUCUUUUCGUUCAGGAGAGUGGCGUGGGGAAGCCCAGGGUGCAAGGCAUGCGGUGUUCUUGGAGGAGGCGUGCGUGGCUGGCGGCCUUCUGCCGGCGUCGUUCCCGCCGGCGGCCGGCACGGGCCCUGGGGAGAAGAUGGACUGCCUUCUAGUCUGCUGUUCUGGCACAGGGAGCGCGUUCGAGCUCCUUCUCCAUGACGUCCUCCAGCAUCACACUAGUGUGCAAGCAAAAAUCUAAAAAACACAGCCAAAAAUCCUGGAGAGAGAGAGCUUUAGGGGCGGGGGGCAUUUAAUUCACACCUACUGUGUUUCUCCUUAAAAGGUGACUUGAUCAGUGGAGGAGACUUGGCCAACGGCGGUGUAAUUGGCAAAUAAAAGUAGGCUCUUUCUGGGGUGCUCUAA